Fomitopsis serialis is the source of this 1322-nucleotide messenger RNA. RefSeq lists its product as uncharacterized. The transcript is spliced from 3 exons. Lineage: Eukaryota; Fungi; Basidiomycota; Agaricomycetes; Polyporales; Fomitopsidaceae. The record is from RefSeq and is a predicted model, not a curated record. Bases 117 to 1223 code for a protein of 368 amino acids.
CAUGGCCAGCUAUAUCAUGCCGCCGUCUUGAGGUUGACGUCUGGUCACCCGUACGUCCAGCCAUUGACGCUUCAUCGACAAGAUACCGCAAGGCCUCUUCGAUCGCCAUCGGAGGCAUGACACGCUGCUGCGCAACUCCGUCUUUCCUCCCCCCUACAAAGGACAGUAUGCUACCGGUGUUGAAGACGCAGAAGCAGAAGCAGAAGUGGGCCGUCAUUCGGCAGACCCAGACUCGGAGUCAAGGUCACAUUGGAGUAGUCGAUUGGCGCCUCACGGGCAUUACGGAGGGAGGUAUUCCCUGGAAGUCCGAAGAAACCUCAAACAUCCUAGUUAGGGAGAACGUACCGAGCCGUCCGCAGGCUAAGAGGAAGAAACGGCCCGCGACGGAUGCUGAUAACGAUGUUGGCAACAACGGCGCAUUGGACAUUGUUGCUCGCCCGAUCAAGAAAUCCCGAACGGUCCAUCAUCGCGUCAGCGCUGCCUCCGCCGAUGCGAUACUUAAAUCGUGGCACUUCGACAACCCUGGUUCGGAUCUGGCUACCACAGCUGGCCCUGCGGAAGCCUCUGGGCGCCCCGCUUGGACGGACACCACGUUGACAGUGGCCAACCUGCCAAUGGAGCCGCCAGCCGGCGGGAUACCGCCUUCGCGCAGGAACGCGCCAUUCCUUGCUGUAUCGCCCGCGAUUGGCCCUACACAGCAACGCUCCUCAGUAGAUGCUCGCCCUCAAUCUGAAGCGGGGCCUUACGGGGACAACACGACACGCCCGCAUGUCGUGCCGCCUAGCCACUCUCCAGUACCGAUUGACUGCGCCUACUUCGAACGACCUUCACAAGAGAUGGCUCACGUGACCGUUCCAUCACCGUAUGCGUUGAACGUCGCAGGAUCGUGGCGGGACGAUCCUGGCUUCCAGACCAAUAUGUGGCACCAAGCUCAAUCCACGUACCGUUCGACAACAGUGGCUACAUACCCCGCGAGCGAGAUGUCGCUCCCACCCACGUCUGGAACCUCUGACUCGGACGCCUAUGCCGAUGCUCAACCUGUUCAAUUCGGUGUGAAUAUGCUUGCCGCAGACAUCCGGAAGAUCCGCGCCCAAGUGUUCCUCGAGAAUCUAGCCCCAUCAAUGGCGGCCUAUCGUGGCGAUGAAGCGCCAACGCUACCAAGGGAAUUCUGGGACGCGGUAGCCACAUUCGUGGCUAGCAAUGCCGGGCCCGGGCUCACUUGACGAAGUGGACUCUGCUGUGGACGCGUGUCGCCUCCACCUUCACGGCUUUGAUCACGAAUAGCUCAUAAUCUCGUUGCUGGUACUUACGAUGUAUCGGAC